AUGAAUACAACCGUUUACGAAGGAGAUUUUCGCUUUAAUGGAACAGUGAACGGCAGCGGCGUUGCCUCGAACGCUACUUUAUCGCCCACAGAUGACCAACCGUACUCAUUUCUUCUCGUCCUUCUUACAACAUUGUUCUUCUCGCUAAUCAUCACCACUGGUCUUCUUGGGAACAGUUUUGUGAUGGCGACUCUGACCCGUUGGCGAGAGAUGCAGACACCAUGUAAUCUCCUGAUCGCCAAUAUCUGCCUUGCUGACAUUGCAGUUUGCGUUUUAGCAGCACCAUUGAGGAUCAUCGAAAUUUUUCGUGGGUGGAUCUUUGGUGACGUGAUGUGUUAUGUUUUGACUCCUCUCCAAGAUGUCUUCGUGGUGAUCUCCGUCAUCACGCAUACCGUGAUCGCGUUGGAAAGACAUCGAGCCAUCGUCUCUCCGUUCAAGCCAAAGAUGACCCUAAAGCGAGUAAAGACUACAGUGUUGGUGAUUUGGUUUGCUAGUUAUGUGACAGCCGGUGUACCGAUGGUAAUCUUUCUUAAGAACCAACUGGCUGGAGACGGUAAUUACUACUGUUUCCCAGUUUUUACUGAGGACAGUUAUCGAAUCGCAUACGAGAUGUAUCUCGUGGUUUUGUUCAUUACCUCUCCUCUGCUGCUGCAGUGCGUAGUGUACUUUGAUAUCAUCCGUGUUCUCAAAGCCAAGGAUGAAAUUCAUGUGCGAUGCAAAUCCUUUAAGUCAAACAGCUCACAAAGGAAAUUCCUCAAUGACCGUAUCCAACAGAAAAAGCGUCUAGUGAGAAUGUUAAUAGUGCUCAUGGUGGUUUUUCAAAUAUGUUAUCUUCCCCGCGGGGUGAUAAUGUUGAUGAGUGAGUUCAUACCCGAUAUAAUUAUCAGAACAGAAUUUAUGUAUGUAGAACUCAUAACUUUGGCGAUGUUUUACCUCAAGCACGUUAUAAACCCGUUGAUACUCUGGGCUAUGAGCAAUGAUUUUAGGGCCGGCUGUUGGAACAUUUGUUCCUCUGGUGACGAACAGCUAUCUUUUAGAGGAAGUCGCCGUAGUUCCUCAAGCUAUCGGGUAAAAAACAAAAGGAGACUGCAAUCUUUAGAAAAGUGAUUAAUGCAUGUUUUCUAACAAUCAACUGCUUCCAGCCCCUCUUUUUAACAACUUAAUUUAAUUCUUACUGACCGGGUCUGAUCGUCUUUGCUGUAUCUCUAAUUUUUGUGAUUUGAGCGGGACAUGUUGUGAUUUUUAUUCAUUAGUUCUAAGUGAAAGACUUAGAUCAAGAACUUGCUCCAAAAAAUGUGUUUAUACAAGUCUUUUUAAUACCCGUGUAUCAUCAUAUCGUCCCUUUUCCUAAGAAUACUCGAGAUAAAGAUGAGUAGCAAAUAUUGCAAUUAAGACUGAAGUAUCUAUGAGCUAAUUAUUGAGCUCAGAUACCGAUUUGAAUAGCCAACUUCUGUAGGAUUUCUCUGAAAGAGCCGGGAAGGCUUUCGGUUAACAAUCGUGAUCAGUGACAAAUGAACUCACCGUGAACCCAACGAAAGAGCAUUUAUUUAAUAAGGCUUUAGUAGGUCUGAUAAAAAAACUUAACAAAACUUGCAUGUUACAUAUAAUUUUAUGUAGUCGACAAUUUAUGAAUUAUAAGUUAGACUCAGUUGCCUUAGCCGUUUUAUAGAAACGUUUUUACACUCGUAGACAAGUAGGAAGCAACAUUUGUUGGUCGUUGAAGUUUUGAUUGUAGUAGCUCUUAAAUGUUCUUCAAGGAGAAUUAAGCUAUCACGGUCUAGCUGUAAAAAAGAAGCUAAUAAACGAUUUCCUAAGUUAGGAAGUUUGAUGAGUAGAUGUGAUUACAAUUAUGGAUUGAAGGAAGCAAAGUCAAUUAGUUUGUCUGAUGAAAGUUUGUUCCAAUGUGAAUAUUAUGAUAUAUUUUGAUCUUGUAAAAUAAAUGAAGAAUAAUUUGCAUGCGUAUGUUAUGAUCGCACUAAAGAACGUGCUAAUUUCAUAUUUUAAGAACUAUCGCAUAGAAUAGUAAAUUGAAGUAGUUUUACAUACUUGUCAGUAAUCAAUAAAUAUAUAAAAUAAGAAAUUUGUAACGCAUGUUUCAGCUGUAAAACUAAAAUGGCCCAUCUUGUGUGUCCAAACUGAAAACAAAAGAUAGAGCCCGAGAGCCAAGAGAAAGAGGAAAAAAGUAAACAAUUAAAACAGCAAUAACAAAAGAAAGCGUCGAUUAACAUGUUGAUAUUUCAAAAAAAAAAAAAAAAACGGAUAAAAGAUACAAAGGGACAUUCAAACCAAAUCCAUCAUUAAACGUUUAGCUCUUUGAAAAUCUGUUUCAAAAGAUAGCACCGCUUUUUGGCGAGGAUGCGCGCAGACAAAAAACUGACUCGCAUUUUUUGCAUUGAGGAACCGUUGGUGUUAAAACAAAAAUUACGCACUGAUUACAUAAAGUUUGCUAAAUGUGUUUUGUAUCUGAUAGUGCUGUAGGGAAGAAAACAAGAGCGAAAUACGAAGUGAUGAGAAUGCUUAGAAAAAUGAGUCAUUGACUUAAACUAAAGCCCGGUCAAAAUGUUGAAAUGAUUAUUUACUUUUUGACCCUGGUCCCCGUCUAGAAAGAUGAAUCUGAGAACAAAUUAAAAUUGCGCUUUUUAAAGAGUUAUCGCCUCGGCGAAACAAAACAAUUUUAGCAAUGUUUGCUUCCAAUUUUAAUAACAGCUCACAAAAACUUAUCCCUUUGCAUUUUCUUAAAAACAAAAACAGGUGUUUUUUCAAAGGCCCCAGAAGUUUCGGAGAGCUUCGGGGGUGCUUUAAUUUUCAUAAUUUGUUUACUCUGAUAUAGCAUCCCUACCACUAGCUGCGUUACUGUCUAAAUUAAAAUAGGAGUGUUUCAAAAUAUAUUUUUACCAGUCUUUGCACACUUUUCUUAAAAAAAAAACCUGGUAGUUUUAGCUUACAAAUCCUGAGCUUUAGUAGUUGGAACUUAUGACUCCCGAAGAAAUCCCCAAUGAUGCGUCCGAAGCCUUUACUAUAAAUAUCAACUUUCGUUGCCUGAUAAUCGAUUGUUUGCUCGUUGACUAAGAUCUUCAGUAUCAGAAAAUAAUAAAUACAAACACUAUUUUUUCUCUUUGAGUCCGUCGUGAGCCGAAGUCCACGAUUGCGGCGCGAUUGUCUAAGGAAACUGAGGAGCUCUAAAAUUAGCUGCCACUAAUUAAUUUCCCAAAUUAAAUUAGGCGGUUAGCUUUAAGUUUUAUUGAAUGUUGUUGCCAUUAGUGUCUUAAGUGAAACUAAUCGCGUGCCGAAAAAAGCCAAUAGCAUGGAGUCUAGCCUGCAAGCAAGUUCUCCGGGGCGCUCUGGCGGCGGGGCGGGAAAAGAAAGGAGAGCUUGCAACGGGUGUCAAUUAAACGCGAGUUCGCGGGUCAAUUUUUUUUUUUUUUUUCAAAUGCUGUUUUAGGGUAAGGACUGACACUGACCCUAACCCUAACCCUGGUCCCGGUCCCGACCCCGAACCCGCGUUUUACUGACAUCCGCUUGCAACUACGUCUCCGAAAUUUGAAUUCCACCUACAAUUCCCCCGUGGCUUCCCGUCGACUGAGCUGUCAGAUUUCCGCAAAUCAGGGGGAAGCGAAAACGAGCGCGGAUGAAAACAAACAUUGAAAAACAAUUGUCAAGGGUAAUGACGUCAUUACCUAUGUCAUCUCCGCCAAUCAGCAUUUCGCAUCGACUUUUCGAUGCAGAUAUUCAAAUUCCAGAGACGCAGUUGCAAAUUUCUCCUUCCUUUUCCCGCCCCGUCGCCAGAGCGCCCCGGAGAGUUUGCUCACAGGCUACAAGGGUUAUGUCACCAAACUCGCCUUCACCGACCAUAUUGCAUGUGACCUAACUUGAUGAUCUAAAGAUUUCGGAGCUAAGUAGAAAGAAGGAAGAAAUAAAGGCCACGAACUUCAAAGUAGACUGGAUCAAGGCCUGUGAGAAAUUUAUAAGAAAAGUCACAAAGCUGGAACCAGUUUAGUUUGAAAUCUUUAAGCAUGUAAUUUGGAAAAGUUUUCUUCCGUUCGGAAAGGUCAUGCACUAUUGUCCUUUCUUAGCUUUUCUUACCCAUCACAUCAGUUUAAACCACCCCGUUCACACUAGUAUAUCGACGCGUAACACAGUUCUGUUGGUGAUUAGCCGUGCGUCUACACCAGAACCAUCUGCUUUAGCGAAUUAUUGUUGACAGUUUUUGCCUUAUCAACAUACGCUUAUCAUUCCACAAAGCUAUAAUAACAGCUCUGUAGCCGUAAUUUGAUCUCCAAAAACAGUGUAGUUUUGGAGAUAGUCUCUUUUAAAAACCCGAAAUUUAACAAAAAAUAUAUAAGCUCAUCUAAGAUUUUGCCACCCAGCAAUUUCGUAGUUUAAGUUUUGGACAAACUCGUUUCCAGGGUCCUCUCCUCGAGUUCGUCACGUUAGAAAACUGUCUUUAUAACACGUGAGACCAAUAUGGCAGUUAAAAUGGUCGUGAUGGGGCGUUUUUAUGUGGUUUCUAGGAUGAUUGCUUGUUCUUAAUAUUUAAUGCUUUUGAACGUAGCCGAGUAUCACUGCCGCGUCGUGCUAUAACACUGACUGUAUCAUCGAUCAUUGAAGAAGGCCAAAAUUUUCGUUUACCAUGUGCUCUUCGUUCCACCCUGACCGCUAGAACCACUGGAACAAUUGUUAUUUCAGCAUCUAUCCCGGCUGACAGAUGAGCGUUGCAGCGUUUUCAAGUAGAGCGGCCAUGCGCGUCCAGCGUCAUAGUGCUGACUAGGGAACAGUAAUGUGGCAGAAAUUAAAACGUUGUGUGGAUGCGAACCUCUAUUAUACGUGUUCGCAAGUAUUCUGCAAGAAAUCAGAGAAUUAGUUGGGAGGGGCGUACUGCCAUUUUAGUUUUCGGUGAUGUUCAUUGGGCGCAAUAGUAUGCAGUAUGCAAAUUAAGGUAACAGAAGUCUCUGUGCAUGCCGAUAGGAGAUCAAUGUGAGCCGAACUCAGAAGGGAAGGACGGAAGAGAAAAGGGCCUCUGUCCCCCGAGAGCUUGCACGCAGGCUAGGGAAAUUAAUCAAAGUAAACUAUGGGGAACUCGUGGAUGCAAUGUUUCAUAGAAAAAUUCCGGCUGCUGUAAAGAAAGCAUUAAUGCUUACCGAGAGAAAUACACGUGUUCGUGACAUGGUUUUUACAACAACGCACUACACAUGUAGUUAAAUAAAAUGAAUAGCUUCAGUCUCUUGCAGCGUUCUUGGACAAUUUGUCUCCCCAAAGAAGCGAUUGUUUUUUUCUAAACAAACCUUAAGUUUUUAAGAACUACUUGAUAUUAGAUGAGUGCUGGUAACAUCUUAAUGGUAGCAUUGUUUUAAAAGAAAACUGUCGCGACUUAUUUGGGAUAUUCUUGGCGUCUAAACUAUGAAUAUUUCUUUUUCAUUUACUGUAAUGUCAUGUUAGUACAUGCAGUAUAUCAUUUGCUUGUUCAUGCACAGUUUUUUUAACCAUGGGAAAUAAUUUCAUUUAAAUGUUUGUUUUCAUCACUGAAUGUCACUUCCCACGAUAUAUUUUGAUUGUCAUAUUUGAAUUUUUUAAUUUUUUAUAUUGUAUUCAAGUCUAUUAGCUUUUAAAAAAUUAUUCACCACGGGUUUUCCAUAGGACAUCUUGUUUGCUGGCAGAUAGAGAACAAGGCGUUUCUCAUAUAACGAAAACAUUAUAUUUGUUUUGGUGCGCGCCCCUGUAGAACAAGGACAACAGCGAGUCAUCGUGUACUUUUAUUAUAAACUAAUUUACUGUUGACCACCCAGCUGCCUUCGACAAAUUUCAGAAACAGCGAAAAAGAUAGAAGAGCAAACAAUUUUUUUACAAUAUAAUAAACCCAGCACGACGUUUGAGUGAAAUCUAGUGAAAAUUGAUUUCGCUACUCUUGCGGUCGACAUAGACACCUGGUGAAACCGCGAUUGAACCCUUGAAGGUUCAAGUCAAAACGAUUUCUCCAGAUGAAAAUAAACUCGGAGCGGCCAAUUUUAAUACAAUGUUUGCACCUUAAUACAAUUUGAGGUAAGCCCUUCGGAGUGUUAACAUAUCAUCCAAUUCAAUCUCAACCGAAUUUAAUCAGAGGUCAUCAAAAGCCCUAAACAGAGCACCUGUAUAGUGACAAAAUUCAAUUAUUCGCGGUUGGGUACUUGCUUCGAUUGCGUUUUAACAUUUUCCAAGAAGUUUUCUGCUUCAAGCGCGUCCGAUUUAACCUGUAUAAAAAAACUUGCAUCAUCAAAAUUGAGAGCGGCAUUUUAGUGGACAGAAAGGAUUUACAUUUAUCUGAGUCAGUGACAAACAAUCAUUUUUACUUGCCUUCUUCAAUCUAAAGAAUAGAGGAAAGAAAUCUCAACCGCAAAAACUGUAAGUUUUGGUAUUUAAUGUUCUAAAAACUCGGUUUUUUUGUUUAUUUUCGUUUGUAUGACUGUACAAUCUUUGCCUUUUCACCUUUAUUGUACAUUCUAAAACGAAAUAUUCGAAUUAACUUUCAGGGUAGAAUCGUAAGUGUUGCAAAUUGCGUGAAGUUGUGUUUCUUCUUGACUUAUUCAACUGGGAGGGCCCUUAUCCGCCAUGUUGCCACAACGUAUUGUGUCCAGAGUUCUGAUCUAGAUCAUUGCUGGUUUUGCUUAAGGGUGGAAAGGUUACCUGAGCUGCGAAAAACCUCAGGUACAUUUGGAGAAAAAAAAAAUGUUAAGCUUAGGUUUCAGCGUUUUCUAUGCAACGUGGUGUUUAAACGGGGGGGAUUCACGACAGGUACAAUGCAAGAAAUGACGCAUGCUGAACACAACAACUACUGAUUGACACUAUUAAAACUUUUCGGCCAAGUUAUUCUGUUUGCAUUUUCUGGUCUUUUAUAAAACACAAGCCUGCAUUUAGGGUAGCCAUUUGCAACAAUGAUUGAUAUUCGUUUCAUUUUUUAGUAAGUGAAUCAAAGCUGAUUUUUGCUCGGGUACACUCUUACGUUCUAACAGGGUGCGGUUCAUGUUGACCAAAAUGGGCGCCAGAGAGAGGCACGGUGGUGGCGGGGGGGGGGGGGGGCUCUGAAUUAUUUUCGACUUCCAAGGAGGGGGCUCCUAAAAACUUGAACCGCUAGCGCGGGGGGCUGCUAAAAUUUCAAGCUUCGAGUUUCAAUAUCUUCAUCCCCCCCCUUGUCAUAUUAAAUGAACUUUCCCUUAAUUUUCAUAAUUUGUUUACUCUGAUAUAGCAUCCCUACCACUAGCUGCGUUACUGUCUAAAUUAAAAUAGGUGUGUUUCAAAAUAUAUUUCUACCAGUCUUUGCACACUUUUCUUAAAAAAAACCUGGUAGUUUUAGCUUACAAAUCCUGAGCUUUAGUAGUUGGAAAUUAUGACUCUCGAAGAAAUCCCCAAUGAUGCGUCCGAAGCCUUUACUAUAAAUAUCAACUUUCGUUGCCUGAUAAUCGAUUGUUUGCUCGUUGACUAAGAUCUUCAGUAUCAGAAAAUAAUAAAUACAAACUCUAUUUUUUCUCUUGGAGUCCGUCGUGAGCCAAAGUCCACGAUUGCGGCGCGAUUGUCUAAGGAAACUGAGAAGCUCUAAAAUUAGCUGCCACUAAUUAAUUUCCCAAUUUAAAUUAGGCGGUUAGCUUUAGGUUUUAUUGAAUGUUGUUGCCAUUAGUGUCUUAAGUGAAACUAAUCGCGUGCCGAAAAUAGCCAAUAGCAUGGAGUCUAGCCUGCGAGCAAGUUCUCCGGGGCGCUCUGGCGGCGGGACGGGAAAAGGAAGGAGAGCUUGCAACGAGUGUCAAUUAAACGCGAGCUCGCGGGUCAUUUUUUUUUUUCAAAUGCUGUUUUAGGGUAAGGAUUGACACUAACCCUAACCCUAACCCUGGUCCCGGUCCCGACCCCGAACCCGCGUUUUACUGACAUCCGCUUGCAACUACGUCUCCGAAAUUUGAAUUCCACCUACAAUUCCCCUUUUGGCUUCCCGUCGACUGAGCUGUCAGAUUUCCGCAAAUCAGGGGGAAGCGAAAACGAGCGCGGAUGUAAACAAACAUUGAAAAACAAUUGUCAAGGGUAAUGACGUCAUUACUUAUGUCAUCUCCGCCAAUCAGCAUUUCGCAUCGACUUUUCGAUGCAGAUAUUCAAAUUCCAGAGACGCAGUUGCAAAUUUCUCCUUCCUUUUCCCGCCCGUCGCCAGAGCGCCCCGGAGAGUUUGCUCACAGGCUACAAGGGUUAUGUCACCAAACUCGCCUUCACCGACCAUAUUGCAUGUGACCUAACUUGAUGAUCUAAAGAUUUCGGAGCUAAGUAGAAAGAAGGAAGAAAUAAAGGCCACGAACUUCAAAGUAGACUGGAUCAAGGCCUGUGAGAAAUUUAUAAGAAAAGUCACAAAGCUGGAACCAGUUUAGUUUGAAAUCUUUAAGCAUGUAAUUUGGAAAAGUUUUCUUCCGUUCGGAAAGGUCAUGCACUAUUGUCCUUUCUUAGCUUUUCUUACCCAUCACAUCAGUUUAAACCACCCCGUUCACACUAGUAUAUCGACGCGUAACACAGUUCUGUUGGUGAUUAGCCGUGCGUCUACACCAGAACCAUCUGCUUUAGCGAAUUAUUGUUGACAGUUUUUGCCUUAUCAACAUACGCUUAUCAUUCCACAAAGCUAUAAUAACAGCUCUGUAGCCGUAAUUUGAUCUCCAAAAACAGUGUAGUUUUGGAGAUAGUCUCUUUUAAAAACCCGAAAUUUAACAAAAAAUAUAUAAGCUCAUCUAAGAUUUUGCCACCCAGCAAUUUCGUAGUUUAAGUUUUGGACAAACUCGUUUCCAGGGUCCUCUCCUCGAGUUCGUCACGUUAGAAAACUGUCUUUAUAACACGUGAGACCAAUAUGGCAGUUAAAAUGGUCGUGAUGGGGCGUUUUUAUGUGGUUUCUAGGAUGAUUGCUUGUUCUUAAUAUUUAAUGCUUUUGAACGUAGCCGAGUAUCACUGCCGCGUCGUGCUAUAACACUGACUGUAUCAUCGAUCAUUGAAGAAGGCCAAAAUUUUCGUUUACCAUGUGCUCUUCGUUCCACCCUGACCGCUAGAACCACUGGAACAAUUGUUAUUUCAGCAUCUAUCCCGGCUGACAGAUGAGCGUUGCAGCGUUUUCAAGUAGAGCGGCCAUGCGCGUCCAGCGUCAUAGUGCUGACUAGGGAACAGUAAUGUGGCAGAAAUUAAAACGUUGUGUGGAUGCGAACCUCUAUUAUACGUGUUCGCAAGUAUUCUGCAAGAAAUCAGAGAAUUAGUUGGGAGGGGCGUACUGCCAUUUUAGUUUUCGGUGAUGUUCAUUGGGCGCAAUAGUAUGCAGUAUGCAAAUUAAGGUAACAGAAGUCUCUGUGCAUGCCGAUAGGAGAUCAAUGUGAGCCGAACUCAGAAGGGAAGGACGGAAGAGAAAAGGGCCUCUGUCCCCCGAGAGCUUGCACGCAGGCUAGGGAAAUUAAUCAAAGUAAACUAUGGGGAACUCGUGGAUGCAAUGUUUCAUAGAAAAAUUCCGGCUGCUGUAAAGAAAGCAUUAAUGCUUACCGAGAGAAAUACACGUGUUCGUGACAUGGUUUUUACAACAACGCACUACACAUGUAGUUAAAUAAAAUGAAUAGCUUCAGUCUCUUGCAGCGUUCUUGGACAAUUUGUCUCCCCAAAGAAGCGAUUGUUUUUUUCUAAACAAACCUUAAGUUUUUAAGAACUACUUGAUAUUAGAUGAGUGCUGGUAACAUCUUAAUGGUAGCAUUGUUUUAAAAGAAAACUGUCGCGACUUAUUUGGGAUAUUCUUGGCGUCUAAACUAUGAAUAUUUCUUUUUCAUUUACUGUAAUGUCAUGUUAGUACAUGCAGUAUAUCAUUUGCUUGUUCAUGCACAGUUUUUUUAACCAUGGGAAAUAAUUUCAUUUAAAUGUUUGUUUUCAUCACUGAAUGUCACUUCCCACGAUAUAUUUUGAUUGUCAUAUUUGAAUUUUUUAAUUUUUAUAUUGUAUUCAAGUCUAUUAGCUUUUAAAAAUUAUUCACCACGGGUUUUCCAUAGGACAUCUUGUUUGUUGGCAGAUAGAGAACAAGGCGUUUCUCAUAUAACGAAAACAUUAUAUUUGUUUUGGUGCGCACCCCUGUAGAACAAGAACAACAGCGAGUCAUCGUGUACUUUUAUUAUAAACUAAUUUACUGUUGACCACCCAGCUGCCUUCGACAAAUUUCAGAAACAGCGAAAAAGAUAGAAGAGCAAACAAUUUUUUUACAAUAUAAUAAACCCAGCACGACGUUUGAGUGAAAUCUAGUGAAAAUUGAUUUCGCUACUCUUGCGGUCGACAUAGACACCUGGUGAAACCGCGAUUGAACCCUUGAAGGUUCAAGUCAAAACGAUUUCUCCAGAUGAAAAUAAACUCGGAGCGGCCAAUUUUAAUACAAUGUUUGCACCUUAAUACAAUUUGAGGUAAGCCCUUCGGAGUGUUAACAUAUCAUCCAAUUCAAUCUCAACCGAAUUUAAUCAGAGGUCAUCAAAAGCCCUAAACAGAGCACCUGUAUAGUGACAAAAUUCAAUUAUUCGCGGUUGGGUACUUGCUUCGAUUGCGUUUUAACAUUUUCCAAGAAGUUUUCUGCUUCAAGCGCGUCCGAUUUAACCUGUAUAAAAAAACUUGCAUCAUCAAAAUUGAGAGCGGCAUUUUAGUGGACAGAAAGGAUUUACAUUUAUCUGAGUCAGUGACAAACAAUCAUUUUUACUUGCCUUCUUCAAUCUAAAGAAUAGAGGAAAGAAAUCUCAACCGCAAAAACUGUAAGUUUUGGUAUUUAAUGUUCUAAAAACUCGGUUUUUUUGUUUAUUUUCGUUUGUAUGACUGUACAAUCUUUGCCUUUUCACCUUUAUUGUACAUUCUAAAACGAAAUAUUCGAAUUAACUUUCAGGGUAGAAUCGUAAGUGUUGCAAAUUGCGUGAAGUUGUGUUUCUUCUUGACUUAUUCAACUGGGAGGGCCCUUAUCCGCCAUGUUGCCACAACGUAUUGUGUCCAGAGUUCUGAUCUAGAUCAUUGCUGGUUUUGCUUAAGGGUGGAAAGGUUACCUGAGCUGCGAAAAACCUCAGGUACAUUUGGAGAAAAAAAAAAUGUUAAGCUUAGGUUUCAGCGUUUUCUAUGCAACGUGGUGUUUAAACGGGGGGGAUUCACGACAGGUACAAUGCAAGAAAUGACGCAUGCUGAACACAACAACUACUGAUUGACACUAUUAAAACUUUUCGGCCAAGUUAUUCUGUUUGCAUUUUCUGGUCUUUUAUAAAACACAAGCCUGCAUUUAGGGUAGCCAUUUGCAACAAUGAUUGAUAUUCGUUUCAUUUUUUAGUAAGUGAAUCAAAGCUGAUUUUUGCUCGGGUACACUCUUACGUUCUAACAGGGUGCGGUUCAUGUUGACCAAAACACGAGUAGGUUUUUUUCCUUUUUUGCUUUGGGUAUCUGACAAGGAAAAGUUUUGAUCACAUCUGCAGUUGUUAAAUAUUUUAUGUCUCGAACACAAACAGAAGGAUUUGAUGUAAUCCGCCUUUUUACAUGUUAUUUUAUUUUCUCUUGGCGCGCAGCUACAUGAAUCCAAGUCGAUUUUCUUGUGGUAGAAACUGAAAGGUCAUGAAAAAUGAAGAGAUAAUUAGGUAUGGCUUGUGGUGCAUUUUCGUAUUUUAACUGGACAGUGAUGGUUUGAUUUCAUUUAAUACACAAUUUCUUCCGCCGAUUAAGCGAUAAAGCUAAAAUUCAUGAGGUAGUGAAGAGUCUGGUUUGCGAUAUACAUCCGGUCUGUUAGCCCGCCAAAAACAGCCCUAGGUUUCUAAAUUGUAUAUGAAGAUAAUAUUUUACUCUAGAAUAAAAAAGGAAGUAGGAUAUAUCUAGAAGGGGUGGGGGAAGGGGUCGGGGGGCAGAGAAAAUUCUCCGAGCAAACGUUUUCAGUUGAUUUUAUUCUCUGAGCCAAGAGUCUGCCAGACAAACUGAUCAGUUUGGGUGUAGUUCAUACAAGAAAGUCUUGAUUUCUGGUCUAAUAAAGCCGUGUUUCAUAUAAGCUAGCCUUGCAUGAUGUAUCGCUCAUGUGUAUAUCUGAGUUCAAGUUAUUCAGAAAAAGAUACAUACGGUGGCAAUUGUUCAUUGUAAAAAUUUCAUUUUAAAAAGGCAGGAAAUUGAAAAUAUUGCAGGAAGUAAGAGGAAAAUUUAUUGGGAGCUCUCUUAUAACGUACACGAAAACAAGAAGCACGUAAUCAAAAGUUAACCAACAAAGUUAAUAUCAUUAUGGUCCAUUACUGGUACCAUUUCUUUUUCACAGUAUGGUUUCUUAAUAUUUUGCAUUUUCAUUAAAAAAAUGGCUUUAUUUGAUUUUCUUUGUUAUAUAAAGUUGGUAAUAUAUAUUCCUUUUCUUUUUUCAACACUUCGCACUAUAAAUCUUUUGGGCCAAUUUAAAUUUCAUUUUUGCCAAAAAGGUAUUAUUCAUUAAAAUGCGGUUGUAUGUUAAAAAGACAAAGCAUGCAAAUUUUAAAGAGCAAGUGGCUUGGCUCUAGCAGAAGGCAUAAAAAAAACUUCAGGUUUGAUUAACGUUUUGAUCGUAAAACAACGCCUUUGGUAUAUAUCGUUUUUUGGUUACUGGCUAUUUUAUUUUUACAAGUGACGCUUGAGAAAGCUACGCCGUGCGCAAUUUGUUAACUCCUACAAACGACGGAACAAUAUUUAUGAGGCUCUUAUAUCCGUUUAAGAACUGAUUAUCUAUCCAGGAGUUCCAAGAUGGUGGGGAGUUAGAUAAAUCGGCGUACGCGGGGAAAACGAUGGAAGAUCGUGGGGCGAAAUUUGCGACCUUUGCUUUUUGUAACAUUGUUAUAUGGUGCGCAUGCACGCGAAACGCUUAGUUAUGCUUUUGUUUUCCCAUGAAAAUGCUCAACCUUAAUGCUCCAUUUUCCCGUAGUCCACCAAAAAGUCACUAAAAUUCUCAAUAACGCUCAUCAUAGAGAGGCCUUUUUUGGAUCAAUUUAUGCUUCUAGGAAACUGCCCACCUACCCCUCCCCUAAGCUUACAUUAAAACUUACUUCUCAUUUAGGGCAAAAUGAUGGCUUAGGGGAGGGGUAGGUGGACAGUUUCCCAGAAACCUACAUUUAUCUCCUUUUUUUAUUAAUUCUAAACAUUUUAAGGGGGUUUGAGGCUAACAAAAAUGUAUACGUGGUAUGACAACAAUGUAUACAAAUAAAUACUUUCAGUAUAGCAAAAUGAUCAUCUACAUAGCUGUAUAAAGGUGAAAUUUGAAUAUAGUUUUUAGAAUUAUUUUUAAAGUCGUCAUAUCUCUUCAAAAAUGAUUCAAUUUUUAUUUUCUGUGAGAGCAAAACCUGAUUUUCCGGAAAAAUGCCACUCAAAUGCCCGAAUAAUGCUCAAUGCUUUUGUCUCACUAAAAUGCUCACAAAAAAUGUAAGCAUAAUGUACAUGGCCUAGUAACGCUACCUGUGGCACGAAAAUAUUGUCGUUUCAAAUUGCCCUUUUACAAGGAUUUGAUUGACAUCAACGCAUUAAGUAAUAGGUAAAAAAAUUCUUAGAUGUCAAGGUCAUAAAAUGAAAACACCAGGAAGUUCAAAAGAUUGCACUGAUAGGAGCGAAGGUAAGUUGAAAAGAAAAUAUUAUUUGCGAUAUGUUUCAAGCCAUGCAGUGACUUAGUCGGUUCUUUGCUGCUGAACGACCGGUGAGCAAUGUUGAGAUGUUUAACAAAUCAUCCAAAUCUCUAUUCUCGUUCACAACAGAUGUAUCCGAUAUGUCGAAGUAUAACAUGCAACAUGGCAUGAUGCAUAUAUUCUUGAACACGAGUUCUAAAAUUUUUUUGACCAACAAAUGUUGGACAAAACCGUAUUUCACUGGCUCUCUUGACCCCAAUUCUUGAACUUUUCUGCUAAAGACUUACAGUGAAACCCCGCCUUAGGGCCACCUCGGUAAUACAGUCACCUUGUUAUUACGGCCACUUUUUUUGGGCCGCCCAGCAAUGCCAGUAAAAACCCUCGUUGAUGCGGUCACCCGUUAAUAAGGCCAAAUUUUUUUUGGCGAAUUGGUGACAGUAUUAACGAGGUUCCACUGUAUUUCAGAAUUACUGUUUGCUAAAAUUCUUAUCCGACAUAUUAUCGAGUUAAGGUAGCUGUAAAGUUCCUGAUUAGGCUUUUUUGUCUUUUCCGGAUGAACGCUAAGAAUUCAAUUUUGGGGGGCCUCGGAAUCUGCGGAUUCGAUGGAUAUAAAUUCGCGAAUUAAUGGCUUUGAGCUUGUAAACUACUCAAUUCCUUUCGUGAGAAUUUGAGUAUGCACUUGAUUCAUACAUAUUCAUCAAUUAAAAGUAGCUAUAAAGUGCGUUACUCCCCCGCAAAGUCUGUGCUCUGAACACACAACCCGCAUUGAGCGAUCUUUCAAUUGUCCAUAAAACUGAAAUGAAGAUUCUAUUCUACAAAUUAGGAGUGAAUUUGUGUCUUUUGGUUGCGAAUUUUUUAAUAGUGACAAUGGAAAAUUACUCAAAAAUAUUUUAUGCGGCGCCAAUGCGUCGGAUAUGAACAAUGCAAAUUACCGCGUUUUUUCUAUCUGUUAACAUUUUUUUGAAUUACCUGGGAACAGAAAUGUGACUCAGCACCGUUUAAUUCCAGAAUUAUCACUUGAAAUAGGAAACAUAUCCGAGAGAAUCAAGAUUCUCCAAGUCAACGCUUUCUCCAGCAAAGCAAAUCACUCAUUUUUAAAACAAUGAGAUGCGAAUGCGACUUUAAAUUAAAUUUGCACCGCGGUACACAGCUGGUCGGGGCACUAUAUUUCUAAUAUUUCUCACAAAACAGAAUAAAAACUAAUUUGAAAACAAAACAAUCGCUGAUUUCUCAAUUUCAAAAGGUGUGAGUUGUUUUAAUUGUUAUGCGUCGUAAAACUGACUUUCAUGCAAAUUGUCCUUCCAAGAGAUUCGCUCUGGAUUUUCCCCUUGUGUAGCGAAAACAGAAGCAGAGCUACACUCCUACGAAGAUUACUUUUCACUUAAGUUAUAACCAAGAAAUUCUCAUAUGAGCCAUUUAAAAAGGUAAGAACGUGUAAUUUAAUUCCAUUUCAUAACUGAUUGUUUAUGUUUUGUAAAAUUAAUCGUUCCACUUAGUUGUUUGGCAAUAAAUCAAGAUCUGUGUCCUUUUUCUUAAAAAUGUGGUUCUUAAAAUAUCGAUACGAUCAGCAAUAAAAUAAAAUACACUAAUAUAGGACCAAGAAUCCAACGUAAGUACAGUCAACAACGACACUCAGUUUCGUCAUAACGAAAUCACAUUAGAUCGUCCGAGACUGGAUUUUUCCCCGAUUAUACUAUAUAAACCUUAAUUUCUUAGCUUCUUUAUUGAAGUUUUCUUUGAACCACUUGAACACAUAAAAUCCUGUGAAAUGAAAACUCAAACCUAAUUUUGAACAAGUUACAUAAUAUCUACGCAUGUUAAAACCCAGUCAACAUAAGUUUUACUUAAAAAAAACAUAUAUUACUAAUCUACCUUUAUUUUUUUUUCAUUUUUAAAUAAUUGGUUGUUUGGGAAGAACUCUAAGUUAUCGGCGAAAAAAUUGACUGCAUUUUCGGACAUAGGUGUAAAAACGGCGGAUUUCAUGAGGGUUUGGAUGUGGGUGCAAGAAAUUUAUAUUUUAAAAAAGUACUGAUUAUAGGAACAUUUUACUAAAUUAGUUAAUACAACACAUAUAAAUAUGAUAAAUAUCCCUCAUCAUAUCCCUGUGUAAGUGCAGGAAGUUCAUACGAAACAAAGAAGCUUAUUUUUUUUACAUUGAAACACUGAAACAGUAGCCAAGGGCAAUGAGUUUAUUCAUUACCGAUAUUUUUAUUCUUUGCGUUGCCCCUUUCUUAGUCACAGAUUGCGUGAUGAUCCCUACGUUAUAAACUACCUGUAAAGCCGACAAAAACUUUAUGACUUUCUAAAUUUCAGCGGCUAAUCAAACCAAGAUUUGUCGUAAGUGCCCGUUUCGGAGGUAAAAGUAUCAGAAAAGCUGUCAGUGAUUUUCUUGCACACCAUUUGAACACGGGGGGUGGCCUUUUCACCCGUAUCAAUUUCCUGCCCUCAUUCUUUCCCUGACUCUCUCGGCAAUUUCAGGAUAUAAAGUCUAGCAGAUAUUCCGUUCAAACAGCAGUUCUCUGAUCCUUCAAGGUUUUAUUUUACUGUUCUUGUUAUGUUUUUAGGCAAAGCGAGUGAAAUUUUCGGCUGUCUUUUUAGCUCUACCAAAACAGUUGAGCUCCGGCGCCCAACCUCGUCUUCAGGGGCUUCUCGGUUUGCCGGCUCUUUUUCUGUCGAUAUUUGGUAAACGUUUGACGUCAUCGAUAGCAUUCAAUAUCGCAAACUUCUUCCAAAUUUGCUCAACACUAGGUGGCCUUGAAGAAUUAGACGGUGGAUUUGAACCAAUCCAGAAACGGAGAAAUUUGUUUAAUAAAUAAUAAUACUUCCUUUGUGGUCGAUGACGGCUUUGUUGUGACGAUGCUGGGUUCUCUUUAUAGUUGUUGUCAUUUCAGUACAUGCCUAGCCUGCGAACCGCAGACGUAUUUNCUUCAGGGGCUUCUCGGUUUGCCGGCUCUUUUUCUGUCGAUAUUUGGUAAACAUUUGACGUCAUCGAUAGCAUUCAAUAUCGCAAACUUCUUCCAAAUUUGCUCAACACUAGGUGGCUUUGAAGAAUUAGACGGUGGAUUUGAACCAAUCCAGAAACGGAGAAAUUUGUUUAAUAAAUAAUAAUACUUCCUUUGUGGUCGAUGACGGCUUUGUUGUGACGAUGCUGGGUUCUCUUUAUAGUUGUUGUCAUUUCAGUACAUGCCUAGCCUGCGAACCGCAGACGUAUUUCCGGUAGUCGCUUCUCUCCCUGCGGUUGAAACUAGAGCCGAAAAAACCGGAUGAAUUCGUAGGCGUGUACGUCACAUUUUGGGGGAAGUGUGUGCCACGUUUUGCGGCGUUUUGAGAUAUAAACUAAGAAUGACCUCAAAAGAAGUGUGAUUAGGUUUUUCUGAAAAGUGAGUUUUAGUUAAUGUACUAAUGGGAGAAUUACGUCAAAUCAGACCGACGUUUUUUGUUGAUCUGAUUCAGUGCGUGGCUGAAUAGAAGGUUUCCGCCUGCAGAGUUAGAAAUUUUAUUUAUCACUCCUGGAGAAAAAAAGCUAUCGCGCAAUGCUCGUACUCCAGCUGCCGGGGAUUUUUUAAAUCGUCAACGAAAAACUACUGUAUGUAAAUGAAAAUACAUUGCUUCCACAAUUCUAUGAUGAAGAAAUUUUUGGCAUUUGUCUGAAUUUUAAGAGAAACCGAGCUAAAAUCAGUCCUGAAAAUGUAAUGAGUUUUUGUAGAAGUGAUGGCUUAGUGGCAAAACGGCACAGCUACAUAAGUGAAUUACGGAUUCCCUUCCUUAUAAUAUUGUUUGCUCAAAUAAGAUUGAAAUUCAGUUAAGUAAGUCUUUAAUAAAUUUACUUUCCUUCGUGAAAUCUAUAUGCUAAAUGUCAAUGAUACUUUUGUUUUUCCUCUCUGUGAAGAGGUGUAUACCCUCUGUUGAUAAAACCACAUAAUGAUAUAGGUGUAUAUACUGGUUAUUAAACAGCUAAGAACCCGAAACAUACUUUUAUUGCCAUUCAGAAAAUACUCUUUGAGUAAAAAAAAAAAAGAUUAAAGAAAUUUAUAAUUUUCCACAUUUGAAAAUUGUCUUUUUCAGGGCAAAUUUUUCAAUAUCCUUUUCUAAAUUCGUUAAUUCAUUUAGUGGAUAUAUUGUAUUUUUGUUCAAAUGUAACGUAAGUGUUAUUUUUGUAAAAUGCGGAUGCAAAAGCUUUUAACGCUAAACACUCCCUUACCAAUACAAUAGUAGGCUUUUUGCCCUUUUUAUCAAUUGGUUUGCAUGUCAUGUUUUUGUGUACUAACUGAGCAAUUGAACUGAGAGUCUGUGUAACAAGUUUGUUAGUAUUUCAUUUUCUACUUGUAGUAUUGUAUGUUUCCUGUUUUUAUGACUUAAAUCACCAUGAUCACCCUAAACAUACUUAAAAACCGCAGGGCUCACUUAAGUCUGACUUACAGAAAGUACUCGAAAUACCAUCAUCGACGUUUAAUUUUAAAUAUCAUUGAACUUUAUUUCGCAAAACUAGUGUCUGCUUGCAGAUUCAGUCUGCAAAAUAUCUUGCGCCGUUUGGUUGGUUGAAUUAUUUUCUUUUUGUAGAAAAUAAGCCCUUAAAGUAGCUAGGUCGGGAUAAUAUUCCUUAAACAGACAGAGCCUUGAAAUAAAUAUGGAAACGGUUAGUGCGAUGAAAAUACUGAUUAACAGGUCCUAACUUAAUGUCUUUCUUAGUACUGCAAAUAUUUGGACUCGGCUUAUAAUAUCUUUAUAGUGCCAAGGCAUCAGCAUAAUUUAAGAGAUAGCCUACACAAGUACUAAGCCUUUGUUAUUGGAAAUCACAUGAAAAGUUAAUAAGUUCGUAAUAAUAGUUAUCAUUAGAAAGUUUAUCAGCACAAAAAAAGUCUUCUGAAAUUUGAAUGUGGCAUAUUUAUUAUUUUGUUCUAUAAAGAAAUUUCUCUUGUCCAGCUAUACAUUUGGUAAUGUUCCGUGCUUUUAUGAAGGAUGUUGAAACUUUUUUGCUUCACUUUUCACUUUACGUAAUCAUAUUAAUUUUAGAUGCUCAAUAUCGACAUUGUGCAUAAUUGAAGUUAUUUCCAGAUGUCCAUUGGCAAUAAAUACAAGAUUUUUUUCUUCCUUUUCACUUAAAAGGGAAUACUUGAAGCUGUCAAGCCCAGAAAAAGAGGUGAACUCAGGGAUUCAUGACUAAGAAAAGUUGGCGCUCGAGGCGAAGUUAAUCGGAAAGAAAUUAAGACGAAAAGGUACGUUAUAGAUAAUCUAAAAUUAUUACUGUGAUGUCUUUGAGUGGAGAAAAUUCUUUAAGUAGUUACAUUAGGAUGGCAAUAGCUUGUCGCCGACAGAACCCAUUUCAUCAGAUACGGCACUUUGUAGAUAAUGAUUUGUAUGUCCUUACUUGGCUCGACUUGGCUCCUACACUAACACGCCUAUUUUGACUGAGCAAAACAGAAUCCUGAUUGCCGAAUAUUUAAUAAAUCUUUUUUGCCUUGUUUAAGAGCGCGAAUAGUAUGAAUAUGAGUUUAUAUCUUUACCUUCAUUGUGUAUAAAACUUUCCGCUUUGGCUUUAAAGCGAUUAUAUAGGAGAAGCUUGACCAUGAGCGAGAGCAAUGUCCUCCCCUGAAUCGCUUUAUAGCCAUAAACAUAACUGACACCGCUUGCAAAAAUGUUACCUUACUGAUAUAUUUGCUUAAAUGAAUAUCAAACUUCCGUCCAUCUGGCUAUCGUUGAUUUAUUUUCCGCCGUUUAAACGAACUUUGAAAUGUUAAACUGAACUUUAGUGGUCAAGAUAUUGGUCUCUUGUUGAUUACUAUGUAGCAGUAUUGCUGUGUGGCAUAUAUAGGCUGCAGAAUAUGCUCUGAGAGCGGUCUAGAGAGAAGUUUGGGAUUGGUAGUUUUGGUCUCUGAAGUUUUGGUAACUAUUUUGGUUUAACAGUUGGUGCGUUAUUCAAAUCAGACAAAUCAGAUUCUAGACUUCAUUCUUCAGUACUAAGAAUCCUAAUGCGAUUAUGACUUCCACCUAAAGUGCGAUGCAAAGUGGCAAGAAAUUGUAACCUACCGAGAAAGCAGAUGAUUGAUUUACGCGAUGCCAGAAUGUCGCAGUAUGAAAAAAAAAAACGAUGUUGAUAAUAGAUCUAUGGCUGCGCUGGUAACUUAUCAGGAAUAAUCCGUCCAAUACAUUCAAUUCAUACUUACCAUUAAUAUACUGAAGUUAUUGCCGUUUUUAACACCCGAAAACCUAAUCGCUAAAUUACCGGAAAGUAACCUUUAUGGUUUCAAUUUUUCUUUGCCGCCAAAGUCACAGUUUUUUUGCCGUUGUUUUCACGGAAACAGAUUUAAAACUGAUGGUAUCUCUGAGCGAUUAUCAAGCCUGUAUUGUAAUGCCCCUUGAUUUUUGCCACAAUGACGUGUACAGGAGUCAGUAGAUCAAAACAAAAACUAACGUUUUGUCGCAAAAGAAAAUCUAAUCAAUUUCAUAGUACGCUUCUCUCUCGAAAUCGCCUCUUGUGUCUCUGAAGUUCGGAAAAAGGACAGGCGAGAUAUUUCAAUCUUGUCCCAGCAAUUACCUUCCAGCUAUUCCCGCGCCAUACUUCAACUAUUUGGGGAGGCCUAACAGCCCAGUUGAAUAAAGUCACGAGUAUCUUAAAUCUAAAUGUCGUGAGCAGCUUAUCAUGCUGAUUAUCUUAAAGUAGGAUGAGACAUGGAUAAUUACCUGAGUAUAAGAACGGGGUGCUGCUACACUUCAUCCAGCUGCUUUAACAUCAUCGUACUAACUUGAUGGUUAGGCAGCUAUCCAACUGCUUAUAAUUUUUAGUCCAUUCUACUCUCCAUUGUCGCAGUUGGUCUUUGUUUUGAAACCAAAUUUUAUGGCUCAAACGCGUCAGAUCCGCUUUGUUUUUUGUAAUCAUUUUUGUCUUCGUAAGUAGCACUGAGAGUCGUUUGCUUGUGCCAUGGCAUUAGUGCAAGGCAAAAAAUAUGUAACAAAACAAAUGGAAAAGUGCCGGCCGGAAGACUGAGGAAAACCGCAGUAACCACCGGCAGGUAGUAAGUGAAGAGUCAUUAUUUAGUUUUGGUGUCAUGUGCUAUGACACAGUUGCACUGAAAGGUUUUCAAAACUAAAUUAAGUGCAUCUCUAUAAACACAAUGUUGCGAUCUUAGGCCAUGUUACUAGUUAUCAGCAUCUACUCUCGAAAAUUUUAAGAAUAAGUUUGAAAAUCAGCUUACAAUCAAGUUUUGAGUAGGGUUUUCAUACGGUGCUAAUAAGAGAGAGGGCAUGAUAUCCUUUUUCUUUAUUAAAAUAAUUUAUACUAAAAUCAGGGGGAAGGAACUCACCGCCCCACCCCUCCCCCACUAAUCCGUCUAUUGGUUCAAAUGACAUCUCUAAUAGGACAAUUGCAUGAUCAUGAUGUCUUUUUGCUACAACUCCCAGCAUCCUUCAGUUUGUUGUUUUCUGGUGCAAAUUAGGACUAUUGUUCUUUAAACUUCAGCAGGAUUGAGAAAUUCAAAUAAGAAAGCACAAAGGAAAUGAAUUCUGGUAGUUGUAGUCAAAUGUUGUCAUCUUGAGAACGGCCUAUUGCUGACUUCCUUUGUUUUUGCUACUUACAGGUAUUAAAAGAGGUGGAAACUGUCAUGCGCCUUGUGAACUCGGUGUUUUAGCCGAAACAAGCUAUUUGGCGACGUGGUGACAAAGGCAAUUAGCUCAUUAUCAAGAGUUUCAAACGUUGAUAGUAUAACGGAGAGUCUUCACCAUUGGACUAAAUCCACUAUAUCCCAUUAAUGGAAAACAGCACCCGACCCUCGCUGAUAAAACACCGUGCUUUGUUCCCGCUAAAAGCAAACGUCACUACAUUUCCACCGAUUGGAAACACUUCAACGAUGACAAUUGUAGCAAAUGCCACCACGUUCCCACCAAUGAGAAACGCUACCGCGAUGACAGUCUUAACAAAUGACACCACAACUGAAUUCCCGCCAAGUCAAACCGCACCAAGUUCCACCAAUAACGACAUCUUUUAUGCGAUUCUCACCGUUGUUCUGGCCUUUGUUAUUAUAACCGGGCUGAUUGGCAACACCAUGGUUAUCGUAACAAUACGAGGAAAGCGAAGCAUGUGGACCCCAUGCAAUUUCUUCUUGAUGAACAUUGCUAUAGCAGAUCUGUUGGUAGCCAUUGUUCUAACUCCCCUUCGCACGGCUGAACUAUUCAAUGGCUGGCCUCUGGGUGAAUUCUUAUGUCAGUUUGUUGGGCCAUUACAAGACGUGAUCGUGUGUGUUUCGGUCGUCCUGCACACUUUGAUAGCAUUCGAAAGGUAUCGCGGAAUUGUGACACCUUUCAAGCCUAAACUUUCUUUUCGAAAAGCCAAGAUAGCCAUGGCAGCCAUCUGUUGCGCAUGCUAUGUACUCAUCGGAUUACCGCUGGCGUUAGUUUUGAAAGAGGUAGAGAGGAAGGGAAAUAAACAUUGUGUCGCUGAAUUCCCUUCUCUGACAUUCCGUCAAGUUUUCUUUGUUCACCUUGUGGCGACUUUCAUGUUUUUUCCAUUGGUUAUUCAAACUUCGACUUACAUCAAGAUUGUUACCGCGAUAAGAAAGGAAGACAAGUCGACCCAGACAAUUUCAAGAAGCGGAACUGUCGAGCAGAGGAGAAAUCAAAUCCGGAAAAAAGCACGUUUGGUUAGAAUGCUGAUUAUUCUC
This is a messenger RNA of Porites evermanni, 22243 nucleotides long. Lineage: Eukaryota; Metazoa; Cnidaria; Anthozoa; Scleractinia; Poritidae. The record is from the annotation of a GenBank genome assembly.